ACUAAAAUAUAGUUUGUCAAUAAAUAAAGGAUCAAAUUGUAAUUUUCGUUUACGCGAUUUUACAAUUACAGAGAGCGAGACAAAUGCCAGUUUUGUUGUGGAGAUAUACAAAGAAGAAUGAUAAAAGCGGUAAUGGUUAUUAACGGCCUCGGCAAACCUCGCCUCUCCAAAUUUUACGAAUUCCAGCCAGCGGAGAAGCAACAGGAGCUCAUACGCCAUGUUUACGCAGUCUUAAGCGGCAGGCCUGACAAUGUGAGCAAUUUUAUUCGGAGCUUAGGAACAGUUUUCGGUCCGGAUACAAGGCUCGUGUAUAAGCACUAUGCUACCUUAUAUUUCGUUUUUCUAUUUGAUAACUCUGAGAAUGAGUUGGCCAUGCUCGACUUAAUACAAGUUUUUGUGGAAACACUGGACAAAUGCUUCAAAAGUGUAUGCGAGCUUGAUGUAGUAUUCAAUUAUAGCAAGAUGCAUACCAUUCUAGAUGAAAUAAUUUUAGGUGGUCAAGUGCUAGAAACAGAUUCUGUUGAAGUUAUGAGAGCAGUUGAAGAGAUUUCAAAGUUAGAGUCAACUACAAGUGCUGGCACAAUGAUCAACAAAUCUAUUCCGUCUUGGUGGGCUAGAUAGCGCAUGGUUCCUCUGUACAUUACCAUAUCUUAUUGUGUUGAAAAUGUUUGGGGAAAAAAAAAAGAACUAUAUCAUUGUAUUUAUACUUUCAGUGUGGCAUGUUAAGUGACUUCUCAAUUCGUAAUCAUAGCUGUAUAUACCCUUCUCUGAGUUA
Capsicum annuum is the source of this 775-nucleotide messenger RNA. RefSeq names its product AP-3 complex subunit sigma. The coding region runs from base 118 to 621 and encodes 167 amino acids. The record is from RefSeq and is a predicted model, not a curated record. The transcript is spliced from 7 exons. Gene Ontology annotation, cellular component: membrane coat; intracellular membrane-bounded organelle; AP-3 adaptor complex. Lineage: Eukaryota; Viridiplantae; Streptophyta; Magnoliopsida; Solanales; Solanaceae. Gene Ontology annotation, biological process: intracellular protein transport; Golgi to vacuole transport.